Molecule: messenger RNA, 1909 nt
Organism: Triplophysa rosa
Lineage: Eukaryota; Metazoa; Chordata; Actinopteri; Cypriniformes; Nemacheilidae
Gene: pex13
Product: peroxisomal biogenesis factor 13
Exons: 4
Coding region: 72-1343 (423 amino acids)
Biological process (GO): protein import into peroxisome matrix, docking
Cellular component (GO): peroxisomal importomer complex; peroxisomal membrane; peroxisome
Molecular function (GO): protein binding
Source: RefSeq, a predicted model, not a curated record
GAGUGGGAACCCGUUCUUCUUCACGAGGCUACUUUGAGCAUCGGGGUUAACUUUGGUCUGAAAAUAAAAUAAUGUCCCAGCCUCCACCAAAACCAUGGGAACGCCGAAUCCCAGGAACAAUACCUGCACCACUAAACUAUCGCUCUGCUGACUUUGGAUCAACAGCACAGAGAGGCCCAUCAGUGUCUGGUCCUCCGGUUCUAACACGUGUGGCACCACCCAUCCCUCCCAGACCUGUCCAACAGACAUACCGUCCUACCUACAGCUCAUUUCACUCCUCAUACAGCCCUUAUGGGAGCUCCAUUUAUGGGGGCUACAGCCCCCACAGCUACAGCGGUUACGGAAUUGGAGGUGGCCUGGGUUAUAACCGUUACCAAAACGAUGACAUCCCACCCAGCCAGUUUGUUCAGCAGGCAGAGGAGAGCAGCCGGGGAGCGUUUCAGUCCAUCGAGAGCAUUGUCCACGCCUUCUCGUCGGUCAGCAUGAUGAUGGACGCUACGUUCUCUGCUGUGUACAACAGCUUCCGUGCUGUUCUAGAUGUUGCUAAUCACUUCUCUCGUCUGCGUAUUCAUUUCACAAAAGUGCUGUCUGCUUUCGCCUUGGUGAGGACCCUUAGAUAUCUGUAUCGCAGACUACAGAGGCUGCUGGGAUUACGUGCGGAUUCGGAGGUGGAUGACCUGUGGGCGGACAGUGCAACCUCCACCGUGGUGUCAGCUUCAGGGGGAGCAGGGAUAGAUGACCCCAGGGUGAAUUCUGUCAAAUCAUGGCCCAUUUUCUUGUUUUUUGCUGUAGUUCUCGGGGGGCCAUAUUUGAUCUGGAGGCUUUUGAGGUCUGCAGAGGGUUCUGAGGAAAAUGCCACUAGCUGGGCAAGUGGGGAAGAUGACCAUGUGGUAGCAAGAGCUGAAUAUGAUUUCACAGCUUCGUCCGAGGAGGAGAUCUCACUACAGGCUGGGGACAUGCUUAACUUGGCCCCUAAGGAACAACAACCCAGGGUACGUGGCUGGCUGUUGGCCAGUGUGGACGGACAGACCACUGGACUUAUCCCUGCCAACUACGUCAAAGUGUUGGGCCGGAGGAGAGGUCGAAAGCAUGCAGAAUUGGAGAGGCUGGCACAAGCCCAGCAGGCUGCUCAGAACUUGCCAUCAUCCCAAAUUGCUCUAAAUUCAGCUUCUCCUUCAGCUUCCAACUCCACUCCUGCCUUCCAUGGCUUAUCAGAACCACAUGAGCUCAUGGAAUCUGUGUAUGGGGAAACACAUGACCCUCACAGUGCCCUGGAAGUACAUCCUUCCACAAAUGACAGCAGAAACAAUGUAGACAUAACAUCAGAAAAGAUAGACUUAUAAUUAACCUGUGUGUGUGCGUGAAAAGCAGAGGUGAAUGGUUAUACUCAGCUCCCUGAUAAUCAGUGGAAUGUAUCAUAGAUUUUUAUUCAGCAAUUUCUUGUCGACUGUUAGGAUCUCUGUGUUUAUCAAUAUUUGUUCAAAUGUGUUUAGUAUUUCAGCAUAAUGACCUAAUAAUUUAUUUUGAAUAAUAAUUUUAUUAAUUUGAAUAUGUUCACAUCGAGCAUAAAAUUAAAAAAGGUUACAAAUAUGUUGCUAUUCAAGUAUGCAGUGCAUUUGAUCUCGUUCAAUUGCGAGUUCCCAGUCUGUACUUUCAUUUCAAUUUGAUUUUAUUUACAAAUUUCACUAUAGGAGAAUAGUUGUUCAUGUUUCUGUCCUGUUUUAAGUUGUCGCAUCAUGUAUAAAAUCAUGUAUAAAUUGUGGAUAUUUCUGUAUUUUCAUGUUUAUCUUAUAAUUUCCUCAAUGUGCAAUUAUGUACAUAUAAGCAAUUAUAUUCUGAGUAAAUCCUUUAAAAAUACUUAACUAUAGUCAAUUUUGAUGAAUUUGAGGAUUACAUACAUCAUAUUAAA